This is a messenger RNA of Cynoglossus semilaevis (tongue sole), 5862 nucleotides long. RefSeq names its product supervillin d (gene svild). Gene Ontology annotation, cellular component: actin cytoskeleton; cytoplasm. NCBI's taxonomy places the organism in Eukaryota, Metazoa, Chordata, Actinopteri, Pleuronectiformes, Cynoglossidae. Gene Ontology annotation, molecular function: phosphatidylinositol-4,5-bisphosphate binding; actin filament binding. The transcript has 25 exons. Gene Ontology annotation, biological process: barbed-end actin filament capping; cytoskeleton organization; actin filament severing. Bases 356 to 4390 code for a protein of 1344 amino acids. The record is from RefSeq and is a predicted model, not a curated record.
ACGCCUGAUUAGCAAUAGCAAUAUUUGUGUUACAGAAAUCAAAGAAGUUCUGCUGAUUACAUUUUAACAGUUUACAGAUGUCAAUGAAUUUCUAGUCAACUUGGAAUUAUUUCCUUUUAUCACUCCGUCAUUAAGCCUCCAGGAUGGCUCUUGUGGAUAGGAAUAUUCUUGGAGGUUUAAGCCAGAAGUGUCCACUCGUCACUCACUGUAGAACUGAAGAAACCUCUUGGACGGAAGAGACGAGAUCUUUCAAACUUUCAAACGUUCACCUGCGCAUUCUGUGGUUUAACGAGCUAGAAAACACAUCAGAUCUCCUGCCGUGAAUUUUAUCUCUAUCCUUUUCCAAUGUGAUGUCAUGGCAAUGCGUAGUCAAUCUUGUUUAUGUGUGUCUUUUACAGUUGAUGAGACGCCCGUUGACUCUUCCAAAAAGUCUGAAACAUGCUCUUCUGGUUCAUCCAAGUCACACUUCAAGGACGCGGAGGAGUCUGAGGAUGUGAGUGGCUGUCCACGCGUCGAAGACAAAACCAAGCUUCGGUCGACGAGCAGCGCCGAGGACAAAUACUCCGACAGGCUUUGUAGAUAUGAUAGGAGCACGAGGAUGGAAGAGACGGUGACCACAGAUGAACCCCCGCGCACUGAGCAAACAGAAUCCACUCCUGCUGCUUCAGAGGAAAAUAAGCCUCCCAGGCUCCUGUCUGAUGAUAAGAACAGAGACGCCUCUCCUCCUCCUCCUCCUCCUCCUCCUCUCUCUCCCUCCUCGCAGCCUGCCUCACUGCAGCGCCAAGACUCAGGGCCCCAGGGCAUCAAGGGAAUCCUAAAGAAGAGCCGCUCCACCAGCGUGGAGUCGGACCACAGCGAAGGCUCGACGCCUGACUUCACGCCAGUCCGGCAAAGCAGCGUCACUCUCAGCCACCCGGAGAGCGACGAAGAGACGCAAGAAGUGGACGACGACGACGACGUCGACGGAGAGGAGGAGGAGGAGGAGGAUGACAUGGAUGAUGAGGAAUACGAGGAACACUACGAGGAGGAUGAGUCCUUAACCGAGGAUGUCAAGGACGGCGGGGGUUCCAGUAACCACAGUCAGCAGAGAGAGGGCAGCAGCUGUAGUGGUGGCAGCUUUGAAGAAAUGCAAAGCUUCUCGCCGGAUGAGAGUUUUGAGAAGACCUCUUCGGUCUCUGAGGAUUUCGAGGAGCUUGAGAGCAGUUUGGAUGGAAGUCAGGACUCUUCAUUGAAACAGAGAUUGGUGGAGUUUACUGGUCGAGAACAUGAGAAAAAAGAGCGUCUGAAAAAGACCCCGCCGACUCAGCUGAUCCAGACAUCCCUGACAGAUCGUCUCAGCCUGCUCCAAGGUUCUGAAAAUGCGUGGAAGAAAAAAAAGUCCGGAGUGGACCUGGGUCCCAAGAUGUCCUUAGUGGACAGGAUGAAGAUCCUGAAGGAGAAAGAGGAGCAGUGGAAAAACAAAGGCAAAGGAGCAGCCAACGACUCGGUUCAGUUCACCGUAGCUGGACGCAUGGCUAAGAGAGGUCUUGUUUCCAACGAGCAGAAAGAGUCACCUCUAAACUCUCUCAAGAAGUCUGUUGCUACACCCGUGAAGCCUCAUGAAGAAAUCUCCAGCAGAAGCGACGUCAAAGUCGAGGGAGAUAAAAGGCUGGACAAGCUCGAGUCAUUUCUGGACAAACUGCACAACAAAGGGGUGAGCAAAAGCAAAACCUCCACCAUCGAGGUGACCACGGAGGCAGAAAAGGAAGUGAUGACCCUGGACGAUGAAGAGACUUUCGGCAACUUCUACAAAUCUGUGUCACCCACGACGCUGCAGGACUCCACCGUGGUCCUUACCGAGGAAGAUUUCAGCCAGAUUCAGGCACACACUCCUACGCUCACCUCAACCGUAGCGGAACACAAGAGGGCAGUGCGACCGGCCCGAAGGAACCAGGGCUCCAGGAACCCGCUGCGGGCUCUGGCCGCUCGCAAUGACCUGCGGCAGGGCUACACUGAACAAAGGCUUAACGUGGCCAAAGUGGAAGCCAAAAGGAUCCAAGUUGAGAGGAUGGCAAAACACUCCAACUUGGCCGACGUGGCAUUGGCUGGCCUCGCCAGCAAGGAGAACUUCCGCAAGGUCAGCCUGCGCAGCGUCAAAUCUACGGACGUAGUGACCAACAAUAGCACGCUGCCUUUCAACAAGCUCAUGCUCAUUCGCAUCAAAGGCCGGAGGCACGUCCAAGUGCGCCUGGUGGAGCCCACAGUCACGUCUCUGAACAGUGGCGACUGCUUCCUUCUCAUAACCCCGAAGCACUGCUUCUUUUGGACGGGAGAGUUCGCUAACGUCAUUGAGAAAGCUAAGGCAUCAGAGAUGGCCUCCUUCGUCCAGGCCAAGAGGGACCUCGGCUGUAAGGCCCCCCAGGUGACAUUGCUGGAGGAGGGCAUCAACACCGACAGCAGAUGGGCCAAGGAGUUCUGGACACUGCUGGGAGGAAAGACUAAAUACAGAGGGGCAGGGGAACCAGAGGAAGAUGAACUGUAUGAGAGUGGAGUGCUGGAUUCUAAUGGUAUAUACAGACUGCAGGGAGACAAACUGGUGCCUCAUGAAGACGCCUGGGCUUCUAUUCCAAGUGUCACCUUGCUUGACUCGAAAGAGGUCCUGGUGUUUGACUUUGGCAGUGAAGUGUACGUGUGGCAUGGGAAGGACGUGCCCCUGGGAGACAGAAAGGUUGCAGUAAAACUUGGCAAGCAGCUCUAUGCUGGCAGCUAUGACUAUAGCAACUGCAGAGUCAACCCACUUGAUGCUUCAUGCACAAAUAAGGACGUGCCCCUGCAAGGAGACGGCCGUCCCAGCUGGGCCCUCUUCGGCCGCCUGUCGGAGCACAAUGAGACGGCGCUGUUCAAGGAGAAGUUCCUCGACUGGGCCGAGAUGAAGAAAGAGGAAACCACUCAAUCAGAGGAAAUCAAGAGUCCAGUGCAUUCCGCUGUCCGCGCUCCUCUUGAUUUGGAGCUGCACCCAUGCGACGCCAAAGCCCUGCUGGAUAACGAACCUGAGCCGGUGAAGACGGUGCUGGAGGGGGUCAACGUCCAAAGGGGCCACGGUCUGGUGAGGACGGAGGACAACAGGCAGGCGGAGCUGGCCACAGUGGCUGUGGACUCGUGGCACAUCAAGGAGCACAGUGAGGAGGAGCUGCCGACGGAGAGCCUGGGUCAGCUGCACGAGGGCGACGCCUACAUCAUCCGCUGGAAGUAUUCUGUCACCACACUCGUGGGGAAGCGUGAAAAACCCGGGGAACUGAGUGCUGCCACCUCCGGGAGAGAGAGGAUCGCCUGUUUUUUCUGGCAGGGCCGUCACUCGAGCAUCAGUGAGAAAGGAACGUCGGCCCUGAUGACAGUGGAGCUGGGCAGUCACAGGGGGUCACAGGUGUUGGUGAGUCAGGGGAAAGAGGCGCCCUGCUUCCUGCAGCUCUUCCAGGGAGGUUUGAUCAUCCACAAGGGCAGCAGAGAGGACGGCAACAGCAGAGGUAAGGAAAGAGUUUACAAUCUCGCUAUUUGUAAUUUUUGCGAUGGAAGGCUCCGCGACUGCCGUUCGGCUAACGCUAGCCUCGUGUUUAUGUUUAGGCGUCCGUCAGAGUUGGGUCUGAGCGGCACAAGCAGCGUGAAGGUUGAGGAGGUGGACGAAGGAGGCGAACCCGCGGAGUUCGUGAAGGCCCUGGGCGGUCAGGACAAGAAGGCGUACGACUGUAUGCUCAAAGAUCCAGGGAAGUACAACUACACUCCCAGGCUGUUCCGCCUCACUGCUGGCUCUGGGGUUUUUGAAGGGGAAGAGCAGCUGUAUCCUGCCAGAGUGACAGAGGGCGUCAUGGGAAUGCCCUUUUUGCAGGAGAACCUCUAUGCAGUAGAACAGCCAGCUCUCUUCAUGCUGGAUAACCGUAUGGAGGUGUACCUGUGGCAGGGCUGGCAGCCUGAAGACGAGCAGCGCACCGGCUCUGCAAAGAUGCGCUGGGACACGGAGAGGAAGUGUGCCAUGGAGACGGUGCUGCAGUACUGCAAAGAAAAGAACCCACGGCGCCCCCCUCUGGCUUAUCUGGUCGUCGCAGGCUUCGAACCUCUCACAUUCACCAACAUAUUUCCAUAUUGGGAGAAGAAUGCCGAUAUCAGCUCUAAGGGGGAGAGCUCCAGGAACAAAGUGAUGUUGGUGAAGGAUGUGCUGUCUCAGCUCAGUAAACAACAGUACUCCAUUGAGGAACUCACUCGCAAACCACUGCCGGAGGGAGUGGAUCCUCUGCGUGUAGAGGAUUACCUGUCUGACCAGGAUUUUAAGACACUUCUCGAGAUGAGUCGCGUUGAGUUCAACGCCCUGCCAAACUGGAAGCAGAAGAAUCUCAAGAAAAGCAAGGGACUGUUUUAGGACUUAUAAAAAAAAAAAAUAAAAAAAACUUUUUGUAUGUUCUACAACUUUUUUCUUUUUUUUAUUAUUAUUAUAAAAAUACAAUUUUCCAAUUUUAUCGUGACUAAAAAAAGAAAAUGUACAGUUUCAAUUUAAUAUUGACCCUUUUUAGGAACCAUCGUCCUGUCUCACGGAAAUAUCUCAGUCAAAUACUUUGUGCAAUUUUUACCCAGGUGUGAUGCUGGGACAGUUUCUUCUGUUGUUUGUUUCAUCUUAUAAAUAUGUAAAAUAGUAUCACUGAAUGUCUUCUUUUAGUUUACCAGAGACUGCUGGACUCUUUGCGCCCAGAAAUGUUUUGAUUACAUAAAUGCAUCGAUUUUUUUUACAUUUCAUACCUACUAAGGCUGUGUUUAGCUGGAGUCAGUGGGAUGUCUUUGCUUAUAGUGAUUCACUAAGUUUAUUAGUUCAAUCAUGUGAAAACACGCAUUAAUCCUAUAAUCGAUUUGUGUUGUUGUAUGUGACCCAUGAUUAGCUCACGCUGCCAAAAGCGCCCCAUGCAGCACAAACCUUUACUCAAUCACACUAGGAACUAAAGAAAAUCUCCUGCGGUGAGUGAAAGUUGAAGUUUGUUCAGACCGAUAAACCUGCCUGUUGCCUCUGCCUGUUUUUUCCCCAAUGUCUGCGUUUACACAAAUGAGCUUGCAGAAACACUAAGAACUUCUAAUGAGGCGUCUGUCAGAAUGCAGCUCAUUUUUUUCCUUGAAAGCUUAAAAGAUGUGUUUCAUUUUAUGUGCAGGAGAUGUAUGAGUUUGCAAACUUUAGCUGUUGAGGAGGAAAAGGAUUUAAGCAAAUUGGCCGUGAUGAUAACUGCCUGAAUCCUUUGUUUGGCACAGUGUAAUCUGACUGUUAAUGCUGACCAUCACUUUUAAAAUGAGGCAAAAAAAAAAAAAAAUUCUCAGGCACAUGUAGAAUUUAAUUCAGCUUUUAUGUCUUUGGUACAAUUCCUUUCUGAUUGUUGUAUGUAUGUGUAAAUCAUCUGAUUGUUUAGGACCAAAUCUAGUGGUUUUGUAUCAUUCACUGUGUGUGUACAUGUGUGUUUAUACAUGUGCGGCAAAAAGUAUUACAUGUGCCAGGAACUGCAGCCAUCAGUAGUUUUUUUUUUUUUUUUUCUCACCAAACUCUGAGCUACCUGUCUUAGUAUUAUGAAAGUACAUUAUAUUAUUGCUGUCACUCUGUGUAUACAGAGUAAGGAAUCUACUCUGCCUGAUUGGCUUUUUUUUUUUUUAGAUAUCAUUUAAAAAAAAGUGUCAAUAUGCAUCUCAUUAUUGUAGAAUUGUCGAUGAGAGGGAUGUUUGUUGUAUAUCAGUGCAUUAACCAGGCCAACUUUUACUUCCUGGUCCAUUUAACAUUUAACAGAGACAAGUUUUGGUGGCAGGGAGAGGGACUCUUCACUCAGAAAUUCUCUUUUUAAUAAAGUCUUACCAAAAAAGGUG